Messenger RNA from Amphimedon queenslandica, 341 nucleotides. RefSeq lists its product as uncharacterized. The transcript is spliced from 5 exons. The coding region runs from base 1 to 339 and encodes 112 amino acids. Lineage: Eukaryota; Metazoa; Porifera; Demospongiae; Haplosclerida; Niphatidae. The record is from RefSeq and is a predicted model, not a curated record.
AUGACUGGACCAGCUAGACAAGAAAUAGAAUUAACUCCCAAAUCAAUUGUCACUCCAACCUCUACUGUAGUAUCAAGUACUUCAAUAGUAUCAACUUCGCAAACUUCAAGUACUCUAGCAAUUACUAGUAUUUCUAGUUCUAAUUCACCUUAUUUAAGUGUUACUCUAAAUCCUACUAUUGUAUCAAGCACUUUAUCAAUCAUUACUGUUACAGGAUUAUCAACAAGUAUUAUUGUAACUUUUACUGUAAUAUCAGGCACUUCAGCUGUGGACACUUCAAUUAUGUCACAUAUAGAUUUAGUGCCAAGUAUAACUGUGAUACAAACAAUAAGUAAUUGAGC